GCCGCCGCUCGUUCCCGGCCGGGCCGGCCCCGGGCAUGGCUUCCCGGGAGCGGCUCUGCGAGCUCUGGAUGCUCUACUUCGCCAAGAAGGACCUGUCCUACCUGCAGCAGUGGCUGGAGGCCUUCGUCACCAGCUUCGAGAGGGUCAUCGCCCUGCCCUCGCUGGAGCCCCGCAGGCCGGAGGAUCCGGGCUCGGAGAUCCCGGCGCUGCCGCGGGAGGUGCUGCAGGUGCUGAGCCAGAGGCUGGGGCACAGCGUGGCCUUGGGGACGCGGGACGGGGACAGGGCCACCGGGCUGGGCCAGGCCCUGCUGCUGCUCAAGUUCUUCAUCAUCAUCUGCAGGAACCUGGAGAACAUCCAGCCCGACAGGAGCCCCGGCUGCCUCCCGCACGUGCUGCGGCUGCUGCGGCUCUGCGGGAACCAGCUGCGGAGCAUCCCGGGGGACGAGCAGAGCCGGGCACAGCUGGAGAAGGGGACACAGCUGGAGAAGGGGACACAGCGGGAAAAUGGAACACAGCUGGAGAAGGGGACACAGCUGGAGAAGGGGACACAGCGGGAAAAUGGAACACAGCUGGAGAAGGGGACACAGCUGGAGAGCCGGGAGAAUGGGGCACAGCUGGAAAAUGGGACACGGCCGGAGAAGGGGACACGGCCGGAGAGCCAGGCACAGCUGGAAAACCGGGCACAGCUGGAAAACGGGAUGCUCCACGCCCUGCACCUCUGCGAGUGCUUCCUCGACCCCUACCAGACCUGGCGUCGGCAGCUGAGCGGGGAAUCCGUCAGCGCCCAGGAGAAGAGCAAAUACAAGUUCGCCCCCGCCCCGCUGCCCCCUGAGUUCGGUGCCUUCUUCCAAGAGAGUUUCCAAGCUGGGAAGCAGCUCCCGGAAACGAUCCAGCUCCGGAUUAUCCAUCUUUUUGGAGCCAUCCUCUCCGGAUCCAAGCCCAACGCGCUCCAGGCCAUCACCCCGGCGGCGCUGGAGGCGCUCCUGGGGGUUCUCCAGCGGGGCGGCAGCGGCGCUCCCCCGUCCCCGGCGCUGCUGGAGGCCGCGCUGCGCUCCGUGGUGGCCGCCGUCCACGUCCUGCACGGCUCCAGCCCCGGCGCCGGCCCCGUGUCCCUGCGGAGCCUCCUGGACGGAUACUUCAGGGUGCUCAACUCCGACCUCCCCGCGGCGUCUCUGGCUCCCGAGGCGGCCGGCGGCCUCAUCGCCCUGCGGGUGCUCAUGUUGGACGCCAUCCCGGCCAUGCUGAACUGCCAGGACCGGCCGGUGCUCCAGGCCGUGUUCCUCAGCAACAACUGCUUCGAGCACAUCAUCCGCCUGCUCCAGAACAGCAAGGUGCGUGGCAGCACCUCCCUGUGCCCGGCCUCAUCCCCGUCCUCGUUCCCCGUCCUCCUCCCCGUGUCCCCGCAGGUCAGCGCCGGCGGCUCCGACGCCAUCGCCGUGCACGCCCUCGGGGUGCUCGCGGCCAUCAUGAGCAACUCGCCCUCGGCCAAGGAGGUGUUCAAGGAGCGCAUCGGCUACGCUCACCUCUACGAGGUGCUGAGGAGCCAGGGCCAGCCCACGCAGCGUCUGCUCCAGGAGCUCCUCAACAUGGCAGUGGAGGGUGACCACAGCUCCUUCCCGGUGCCCGCCAUCCGCAACGAGCAGCCCCUGCUGAUCCUGCUGGCCUGGCUGCCGGCGCUGGAAUGCCGGGAUCUCCAGGUGUUCCUGUCGGCCCGGCUGCGGCGGCUCUGCGACGCCUCCCUGCCCAGCCGCCUCACCUGCGUCGAGGCGGGCAUGGUGGGCUCGCUGCUGGGCGCCCUGGCCGCCGAGCCGGCUCUUCCCGGCGCCUGCUCCCAGAACCUGCUGGAGCUGCUGCGCUCCCUGGGCAGCCUGUCCAUCCGGCCCGGCGAGCUGCGGCAGCUCCUGCGGCUGCUGCGGCGGGAGCGGGGCCGGGGGCCGCACCCCUACGCGGCUCCGGUCAUCCGGGCGCUGUCGGGCAUGGCCAGGGGCGAGGGAUCCCCGCGGGCGCUGCAGAGCUUCGACCUGAGCCCCGGCAUGGCCGGAAUCAUGGUGCCCACCGUGCAGAAGUGGCCCGGCGGCGCCUUCGCCUUCCACGCCUGGCUGUGCCUGAGCCAGGAGGAGCCGGAGCCGCCGGCGAGGCCCAAGAGGAGGCAGCUCUACAGCUUCUUCACGGCGGGCGGGACGGGCUUCGAGGCGUUCUUCACCGCGGGCGGCGUGCUGGUGGUGGCCGUGUGCACCAAGAAGGACUACAUGACCGUGGCGCUGCCGGAGUUUGCCUUCAACGACUCGGCUUGGCACUGCGUCGACAUCGUCCACGUCGCCGGCCGCCGGCCCUUCGGCCAGAACGUCGUCAGCAUCUACGCCGACGGGCAGCUGCGGAAAACGGCGCAGCUCCGCUUCCCAUCCCUGCACGAGUCCUUCACCUCCUGCUGCAUCGGCUCCGCGGGUCACCGCACCACCACCACCGCCGCCACAGCCGCCGCCGGCCACCCGCCGGCGUCCCACGGGCCGGAGCUGCUCUUCCCGCAGCACCCGGUGCUGGCACGCUCCCAGUCCGUCCCCGCCACCCUCGGUCCCCACUCCUGGACCCCCGCGCAGCUGCCCACGGAGGGGGUGGUGGCCACCAUGGCGGCGGGAAGCCAGGACACGGAGUGGGGCAGCCCCACCUCGCUGGAGGGUCACCUGGGCUCCGUGGCCAUCUUCUGCGAGGCCCUGCAGCAGGCGCAGGUCAAGGCUCUCUUCUGUGCGGGCCCGAAUGUCACAUCCCCGUUCACGCUGGAGGGCGACCUGGUGGAGCUCGGCAGUAAGCUCCUGCUGUACUACACGCCCCAGGCCUGCAGGAACAACAUCUGCUUGGACCUCUCUCCCGGGCACGGCUUGGACGGCAGGCUGACGGGACACAAGGUGGUCAACUGGGACAUCAAGGACGUGGUGAACUGCGUGGGUGGGAUGGGAGUGCUCCUGCCCCUGCUCGAGCAAGUGGUGUCCAAGACGGAGGAGCCCGAGGACGAGCAGGAGGCCAACGACCUGGUGGGGCCGGAGCUGACGUCCUCCAGGAACGCCCAGGGCAUGCUCAUCCCGCUGGGAAAGUCCUCAGAGAGCCGGCUGGAGAGGAACAGCGUGGCCGCCUUCCUGCUGCUGCUGAAGAACUUCCUGCGGAACCACGCCGUGAACCAGGAGAGCCUGGUGCAGUGCCACGGGCCGGCCGUCAUCGGAGCGCUGCUGCACAAGGUCCCCGGCACGCUGCUGGACAUGAGCGUCCUGAUGGCCUCGCAGAUCCUCAUGGAGCAGGUGGCUUCCGAGGGCAGCGGGCUCCUGCUGCACCUCCUCUACCAGCACCUCCUCUUCGACUUCCGCAUCUGGAGCAACUGCGACUUCGCCGUGCGCUUAGGUCACAUCCAGUACCUGGCCAGCGUGGUCAAGGACCACAAGCAGCGCGUCCGCAGGAAGUACGGGGUGCAGUUCGUCCUGGACUCCAUCCGGACCUACUACGGCACCUCCAGGGAGAAGACGGCGGCCGCCGAGGACAUCAGGACGGUGCAGACGUCCCUCUUCGGCCUGGUGAAGGAUUUCUUCUGCAGGAGCUUCUCCGGCGAGGAGAUGCAGAGCUUGCUGAACUACCUGGCCGGGGCACAGGACGAGCAGCAGGUGUGCGGGGCGCUGGAGGUGAUCCACAGCCUGCUGAAGGGCUCGCCGGCCCAGGAGCAGCUCUUCGCCUUCCUCUUCGAGCCGGGCCACGUGGAGCUGCUCUUCUCCCUGCUGGUGCAGAGGAAGUUCUCGGAUGAAGUGAGGGAAAGGGUCUUCAAGGUCCUCUACAAGAUGCUCAAGUACGAGAAGGUCCCCGAGCGCAGCAAGAGCCGCCUGAAGCUGAAGGACGUCGGCUACCACGGGCUCAUCUCCUACCUGAGCGACGUUCCCGGCUCCGUGCUGCUCUUCCGCUGCCUGUCGGAGCAGGUCCUGGGGGCAGACCCUCCCAACUACAAGGACCUGGUGGCCGUGGUGUCCCUGUCCCACCGGGCUGAGCUGAGCAUCCGACUCGACAUCUGCCGCAAGCUCUUCCACCUGAUCUACGCGCAGCAGGACCUGGUGAAGCAGCUGGCCCGGUUGGCGGGCUGGCAGGACACGCUCACCAAGCUCUACGUGAAGGAAUCCCGCGAGUGCCGCCGGCGCAGCCCGGAGCCUCGGCGCCUCUCCGAGCCCUCGGGCAAGGACAGGCUGAGCCCUGCUCCCGCCGACCUGCCGGAGCUCGACGUCUUCCUCCCGCUGGGCUACGAGCCCUCGGACCAGGAGCUCUCCGAGGGCUUCUCCGACCACUCCGUCUCCCCGAGCGGCCGCGCCAAGUCCUUCCGCUGCUACAACUUCAAGUCCUUCGACUCCUCGGACCGCGCCAGCCGCUCGUCCUCCAACCCCGGCGACGGGGCCGCCUUCGACGGCGUCUACCACCCGCUGUCCCCCUUCUCCACCUCGCCCUUCGACCUGGGGCUGGACCUGGCCAGCACCAGCUCGGCGGCCACGGCCGAGAGCGGCGCCCAGACCCCGGCCAGCGUCCCCGGCACGCCCUCGCCCCUGGAGAGCUUCAAGCCCUUCCCGGGAAUGCGAGCGCGCAAGAGCUCCAGCCUGUCCAACGUCCUGGACGAGAGCAGCUGCCAGGACGCGCUGCCCAGCGACGACGUCUCCAACACCAGCAACCCCCAGCAAACCCCCGAGGAGGAGCUGUGCAACCUCCUGACCAACAUCAUCUUCUCGGUGACGUGGCGCGGCGUCGAGGGCUGGGACGAGGCGGCCUGGAGGGAGCGCGGCCAGGUCUUCUCGGUGCUCACCAAGCUGGGCGCCGCCUGCGAGCUGGUGCGGCCCCCGGACGAGAUCAAGCGCAGCCUGCUGGAGAUGAUGCUGGAGUCGGCGCUGACGGAUCUGCGGGAGGCGGGCGCGGCGGCGCUGCCGGGGCUCACCCACAACGCGCUCAGGCUGCUGCGGCUGCUCCAGGAUUUCCUCUUCUCCGAGGGGCACGGCAACCAGGCGCUGUGGAGCGAGAAGAUCUACGAGGGGGUCAGCGGCCUGCUGGACAAGCUGGGCGCGUGGCACCGCCCGGCCGACGGCGCCCCGGAGCUGAAGGAGAUGGCGCAGACGGGGCUGCGGGUGCUCCUGGGCUACAUCCUGCUGCAGGACCCCCAGCUGCACUCUCCCGCCUACGUGAAGCUGCACAGCCUCCUGCAGACGGCUCCGGCGCCGCGGAGGGAUGAAGCCUUCUACCUUCUGGGGAAGCUGGAGACGCCGCUGCGGCGCUCCCUGCGCUCCGGCCCGGACGCCUUCUCCCGGCUGCUUCCCGUCGUCCGCACGCUCCUGGACCGCUGCUACGAGGUGCUGCAGCUGCAGCGCUUCCUGCCCUCGCUGCCGCCCACCAACGGCAGCCCCAGCUUCUACGAGGAUUUCCAGCUCUUCUGCGCCACGCCCGAGUGGAGGGCGUUCAUCGAGAAGCACGUGCAGCCCGGCAUGGCGCAGUUCGAGGUGGACACGUUCGCCAGGGGCCACGACCUGAUGUCCAGUUUCUGGAACGCCUGCUACGACGCCAUGAUGAGCAGCUCGCAGCGCCGGGAGCAGGAGAAGGCGGCCAGCCGCAAGCUGUUCCAGGAGCUGGUGCUGGAGCCGGCGGCCAAGCGCGGCAAGGCGGAGAACGCCCGGCAUGCCAACGUCCUCAAGCAGGCCAACAACCAGCACGGCACCGUGCUCAAGCAGUGGCGCUCCCUGUGCCGCCUGCUCACCUCGCCCCGCUCCGCCUGGGCCGACCGGAACCCGCCGGAGGUUCGCUGGAAGCUCUCCAGCGCCGAGACCUACUCCCGCAUGAGGCUGAAGCUGGUGCCCAACCUCAAUUUCGACCAGCACUUGGAGGCCAGCGCCCUGCGGGACAACCUGGGAGCCGACCACCUGCAGAACCCCGCCGAGUCCCUGCCGCUCGCCAUGGCCAAGGAGGCCAAGGUGAGCGAGCUGGAGGACGACCAGCUGGCCGAGGAGGACCUCCCUGUCCCGGACAGCCAGGCCGAGCCCAAGGAGCAGAGCCAGCGGGAGAAGCUGGUGGUGUCGGAGGACUGCGAGCUCAUCACCACGGUGGCCGUGGUCCCCGGGCGCCUGGAGGUGACGACGCAGCACGUCUAUUUCUACGACGGCAGCAGUGAGAAGGAGGAGACGGAGGGAGGGAUCGGCUACGACUUCAAGCGCCCCUUGUCGCACCUGCGCGAGGUGCACCUGCGCCGCUACAACCUGCGCCGCUCCGCCCUCGAGCUCUUCUUCAUCGACCAGGCCAACUACUUCCUCAACUUCAGAAAGAAGGUGAGGAACAAGGUGUAUUCCUGCAUCCUCGGCCUGCGGCCGCCCAACCAGACCUAUCUCGGCAGCCGGUCCCCCCAGGAGCUGCUCAAAGCCUCGGGGCUCACGCAGAAAUGGGUCCUGCGGGAGAUCUCCAACUUCGAGUACCUCAUGCAGCUCAACACCAUCGCGGGCCGCACCUACAACGACCUGUCCCAGUACCCCGUGUUCCCCUGGAUCCUGCGGGAUUACGUCUCAGAGAGCCUGGACCUCACCAACCCGGCCGUGUUCCGGGACCUGUCCAAGCCCAUCGGGGUGGCCAACGAGCGGCACGCCCGCGACGUCAAGGAGAAGUACGAGAGCUUCGAGGACCCCACGGGCACGGUGGACAAGUUCCACUACGGCACUCACUACUCCAACGCCGCCGGGGUCAUGCACUACCUGAUCCGCACCGAGCCCUUCACCACGCUGCACAUCCAGCUGCAGAGCGGCAGGUUCGACUGCUCGGACCGGCAGUUCCACUCGGUGCCGGCGGCGUGGCAAGCCCGCAUGGAGAACCCGGUGGACGUCAAGGAGCUCAUCCCCGAGUUCUUCUACUUCCCGGAGUUCCUGGAGAACCAGAACGGCUUCGACCUGGGCUGCCUGCAGCUCUCCAAUGAGAAGGUCGGGGACGUGGUGCUGCCGCGGUGGGCGCGGUCCCGCGAGGACUUCAUCCGGCAGCACCGCAAAGCCCUGGAGUCGGAAUACGUCUCCGCGCACCUCCACGAGUGGAUCGACCUGAUUUUCGGGUACAAGCAGCGCGGCCCGGCCGCCGUGGAGGCCCUCAACGUCUUCUACUACUGCACCUACGAGGGGGCCGUGGACCUGGACGCCAUCACCGACGAGACGCAGCGCAAGGCUCUGGAGGGCAUCAUCAGCAACUUCGGGCAGACGCCCUGCCAGCUGCUCAAGGAGCCCCACCCCGCCCGGCUGUCGGCGGAGAGCGCUGCCCGCAGGCUGGCCCAGCUCGACACCCGCUCCCCAAACGUCUUCGAGAACCUGGGGCAGCUCAAGUCCUUCUUCGUGGAGGGCAUCAGCGACGGGGUGGCCCUGGUGCAGGCCGUGGUCCCCAAGAACCAGGCUCAUUCCUUCAUCACUCAGGGAUCCCCCGACAUCCUGGUCACCGUGAGCGCCAACGGCUUGCUGGGGACCCACAGCUGGCUGCCCUACGACAAGAACAUCUCCAACUACUUCAGCUUCACCAAAGACCCCACCGUCACCAGCGCCAAGACCCAGCGCUUCCUGCAGGGCCCCUUCGCCCCCGGGGCCGACCUGAGCUCGCGCACGCUGGCCGUGUCCCCCGACGGGAAGCUGCUCUUCAGCGGGGGACACUGGGACAACAGCCUCCGUGUCACCUCGCUGGCCAAAGGCAAGGUCGUGGGGCACAUCAGCCGGCACAUAGAUGUUGUCACCUGCCUGUCACUCGACCUCUGCGGCAUCUACCUCAUUUCCGGCUCGCGGGACACCACCUGCAUGGUGUGGCAGGUCCUGCAGCAGGGUGGCUUUUCCAGCGGCUUGGCUCCCAAACCCGUGCAGGUGCUGUACGGCCACGACGCCGAGGUGACGUGCGUGGCCAUCAGCACCGAGCUGGACAUGGCCGUGUCCGGCUCCAAGGACGGCACCAUCAUCACCCACACCGUGCGCCGGGGUCUCUUCAUCCGCUCCCUGCGGCCGCCCGGAGAGAGCUGUCCCCCGGCCGUCCUGUCCCACCUGGCCGUGGGGCACGAGGGGCAGGUGGUGGCCCAAACCGCCGUGGGGCAGCCCUCCUGCUCCAAGGAGAGGUUCGCGCUGCACCUGUACUCGGUGAAUGGGAAGCUCCUGUCCUCCGUCCCGCUGGACCGGGAGGUGACAGCCAUGUGCCUGACCGAGGACUUCGUGGUGCUGGGGACCUCGGAGUGCGGGCUGGAGAUCCGCGAGCUCCAGAGCCUCAGGGCGGCCGUGCCCCCCGUGCCCAUGCGGGUGGCCGUGCGCAGCGUGUCCGUCACCAAGGAGAAGAGCCACAUCCUGGUGGGGCUGGAGGACGGGAAGCUCAUCGUGGUGGGCGCCGGGCAGCCCGCCGAGGUGAGCGGGACCCCCGGGCUGGCCGGCGUGCCCUGGGGCUCCCCGGGGUGGGGACAUCGGGGUGGCCUCUCCAGAGCUGAGGGGUGGGGAAGGGGAUGA
Hirundo rustica (Barn swallow) is the source of this 8498-nucleotide messenger RNA. RefSeq names its product neurobeachin like 2 (gene NBEAL2). Gene Ontology annotation, molecular function: protein kinase binding. NCBI's taxonomy places the organism in Eukaryota, Metazoa, Chordata, Aves, Passeriformes, Hirundinidae. Gene Ontology annotation, biological process: intracellular protein localization. The record is from RefSeq and is a predicted model, not a curated record. Gene Ontology annotation, cellular component: membrane; cytosol. The transcript has 53 exons. The coding region runs from base 36 to 8498 and encodes 2820 amino acids.